Diorhabda carinulata is the source of this 1006-nucleotide messenger RNA. Its product is annotated as regucalcin-like. The transcript has 5 exons. Gene Ontology annotation, molecular function: gluconolactonase activity; calcium ion binding. Gene Ontology annotation, biological process: L-ascorbic acid biosynthetic process. NCBI's taxonomy places the organism in Eukaryota, Metazoa, Arthropoda, Insecta, Coleoptera, Chrysomelidae. The coding region runs from base 59 to 973 and encodes 304 amino acids. The record is from RefSeq and is a predicted model, not a curated record.
AACUAUAAAAACUAAUUACGAAUGUGAGCAAAUCACUUAUAAAAUAAUUUUUAUCAUAAUGGCACCGACUAUUGAAAAAUUAUGCGGUAAUUUCAAAUUGGGAGAAGCUCCCUUUUGGGAUGAAUCUUCUCAAGUACUUUAUUUUGUUGAUAUCAAUGGUUAUACUAUUAAUAAAUAUGAUCCAAAAACCAAAAAACAUACAAGCGCUUAUGUAGGUAAAAAUGUAUCAAUCAUAAUUCCAGUAAAAGGAAAAAAAGAUCAAUUCGUUAUAACUCUCGAACGAGAAUUGAUGCUAGUUACAUGGGACGGCGUCAGCCCGAAACCAUCUAAAAUGGUAAAAUUGUUGGAAGUCGAUCAGAAUACCAAAAACGUUUUUAACGAUGGAAAAUGUGAUCCUUCGGGAAAACUAUGGAUAGGUACCAUGGGGGGUCCUCCGGUGGUUAUAGCAGACAUUCCCUUGGGCAAAGGUACUUUAUACAGUAUCCAAAACAAAAAAUCCACCCCACAUUUAACCGGAAUCGGUAUAGCCAACGGAUUGGCGUUUAAUACCGAACUUAAAAAAAUGUAUUACAUCGAUUCCCGUACCGGUACAGUUGACCAGUACGAUUGGGAUACGAACAAAGGAUCGAUUUCGAACGGUACACCGAUAUUUACUGCUAAAAAGAACGGUUUGGACGGUAUGGUUUUCGACGGAAUGACCAUAGAUACCGAUGGUAAUCUAUACGUAGCUGUUUGGGGCUCGAGAGUUAUCAAAAUCGAUCCAAAAAAACCUGAAACUCUAUUAGAUACUUUCCAUAUGCCGGCAAAAAUAAUUUCAUCCGUUUGCUUUGGCGGGGCUAAUUUGGAUGAAUUGUACGUAACCAGUGGACAGGUAGGUAUAACACCUGGUCCAGAUGACGGAGCUACUUUUAAGAUUACAGGUAUCAACGCUAAAGGUUUCGCCGAAGUACCAGUCGAUUUGGAAAAAAUGUAAACUUCGUUUUUUCAAUAAAAUAAUUAUUAUAAA